This is a messenger RNA of Agrilus planipennis (emerald ash borer), 5503 nucleotides long. RefSeq lists its product as uncharacterized. The record is from RefSeq and is a predicted model, not a curated record. The transcript has 14 exons. Gene Ontology annotation, cellular component: cytoplasm; nucleus. The coding region runs from base 307 to 5121 and encodes 1604 amino acids. NCBI's taxonomy places the organism in Eukaryota, Metazoa, Arthropoda, Insecta, Coleoptera, Buprestidae.
UCUAUGGAGUGUUAAGUGACGGAUUUAGAACAAAGAGUAAAUCGAAGUACCCAUGAAGACUAUUAAAAUAAUGAAAAACUGAUAAUUAAUAUAUUCAGAAUAGUAAUAAUUAAGUUUGCUGUUGUAAUUUCUUCCCCUGUAAAUGGACAGCUAUGACAAAUUUAAGCUAUUAUAUUGGCUUAAUCAGUCGUACCUUGUCAUAACCAGUUUAUAAAUAAAAUAGAAAAUCAGUAACCCCCAUCCGAAAAUUAUUUUGGCGUGUUCAACUGUCAUAUUGGCAUUUAUCAGUAAGUUUAAUAAUUUAAAAUGCAGAAAUUGUAUGGAAGGCAAACUCAAUUGUUACAAGGGAAUGCCGAAAAUAUGAAUCGUAUUUCUUCUGUUGCCCAAAACAAGAAGACAAGUGAUAUAAAUGUCUCCAGUGCCGAAAAUACUACUAACAAGCACAGUUUUAUAAAUUCAUCAUCUAUCCGUGGAAUGGCAUCAGAAGAUGAAUUGUUAAAAUACAUCAUGAAGGUCAAUAGUCCACCUGUAAAGGAAGAAACUUCUGAAUCAGAAAAGGAAAGAGGUUUAUUUGAAAAGUUCCUGAAAGAAGUCCGCAGUUUUAAGCCUGAACCUAUCAAGUACUGGUCUGGAUUACAGCACUAUGUAUAUUUUAUUUAUAGACACUUUUUAACAACAAAACCUUUAAAUGCAACUGAAAUUUAUCCCUCAGCAUUUACAAAGAAGAUUAGGGAACUUAUGGAAUUUUUGCUUCGAGAAGAUAGGACUCAGUUAUUUUUAAGACUGCUAGCUUUACUCAGAGAAUUUGCUUAUGUAGGAAAGGAAUGCUAUAAAAACAGCAAUAUUACAAAAAUACCAGCAAAUCUUGUUAGUUUAAUGGCAUAUUACAGUGCUUUUUGUUCAGCUGCUGAUAAGCUUUCACCAUUAGUACCAGAAAUUGAUAUUCUUUUAAUGGAUAGAUUUCAAGUUAAUUGGCUUUGCCUGAAUAAAAGUAUUUUUUAUCAUUAUAUUUACUUAGAUCCAUGUGUCCAAACAAAAUUGCCAGCAUUUGCAAAGUUACAAAGUGAAAACAAAAGUUUUCAUAAGAAAAUAAUAGAUUCCUAUGAAUGUUUUAAAGAAGAUAUGACACUGCUAGCAGCACGAUGGAAUAAUAUAAGGAUGUGCAUCAGUAUAUUAAGUAAGAAAAGCGCAUUAGAGAACCCAGCAGUCAAAUUAAUAACAGAUUACAUGACCUACCAAGAAGACACAAAAAUUUUAAAAAGCAAUUAUUGGAUUAUUCGUACUGAAAAACAGAAAAAGAUUCAAGAACCAACUGAAUUGGAUGCCCACAUUUUAGCUUUAGUAGGAAACCUAGGACAGAUGUCUGAUGCCAUAAUAGAUAAAAUAGGUCAUUGUGUAUGUGAUGAUUGCCUUUCAGACGAAUUUACAAAAGUUAUUUACGAUCUCGAACCCGACACCGAUCAAAAUGUCCGUCGUAUUUCAUGCUACAUAUGUCGCGAUAUUAUUCCAUUAGAAACAUUUGUCAAUCAUGUAGUGAUAAAACAUCAAGGGUGUCCUUCAUUUGGAGCAAAGAGUCAGGAUAGGAAGAUUAGAACUGCAAGAAGGUUGGCCAAAUUGGGGAAAACAAGAGAAGAAGGGGAAGGUGCUGAAGAUAUGGUAGAUUUUGAAGCUCGACGCGUAAAAGAAGAAGACGACAAAGACGAUAUUUCCAAUGCGAGUUUUGUAUUGGACGAAGCAGGAAUUAUGCAAAUGAUGCAUCUAACGUUGUGCCAUCAGUUGGCCCUAGACACGUCGUCGCAGCCCUCAGAAGAAUAUAAGCAACCUGCUCCUGGACAGAUCGUUACAGUGGAAGAGUUCGAUAAGCAGGCUGAGCGAUUGUUCAGCGAUUUUUUACGAAAACGUGCUGGUCUUACACAAAGUCAAGUAGUAGAAGUUUGCCGGAAGGGAGCUGAAAGAAUAGCCAAGAAAAAAGCGGCUGAAAAGAAAGAGAAAGAGAAAGAGAAGACUUCUUUGGAGAAUAAAGAAAAACCGGUAGAAGAAAAAGUAGUUAAGGACAAGAAAGCAGCCAAACUUGAGACAAUUGAAAAGAAAAUUGCCGCUAUAGCUGCACAAAGGAAAGUUGCAGUAAUGGCUGCAGCAGCUGCCGCAGAAAAGAAAGCUGCGGCGAAAGCAAUCGAAGAGAGGGCUGCAGAAAAGAAAAUGAUAGAAAAGAAGUUAUUAGAAAGGAAACCAGCUGAAGGAAGGGAAAAAGAUGGGAACAAGAAAGAUGUUCCGAAACAAGAAGUAUUGAAAAAUUCCGAAAAAAUUACAACGGAAAAUGUGAAAAAGGAACACAAUGUAGACGCAAAGAAAGAGGAGGUACCUCAAAAUCCAGUUGCCAAGAACCGAAAUUUAAGUACAGUUAUUAAAGAUCAGGCAGAUGUGAUUUCGGCAACUAACAAGAAACAAAACGUUUUGCCUACUGUAGCUAAAACAACAUGUUCUCAAACAUCACAAUGUAAUGGAAUAGUAAACAAAAAUAAUUAUCAGGAUGGUUUGUGCAAUCAUACAUGUAAUUCAAAAGAAGAAGUUGAUGGAGCAAAUUGUUGCGGUCACCACAAAGAAGUUUUGAAGAAAUGCGAUUGUCCUUAUUGCGAGAUAUUAGGAACGACAAUACCCACAGCACCUUGGCAAAAAACUAGCGAAACUAGAGAUAGACUUCGUACUCGUUUACAUCAGCGCAAAGAGAGGGAUUCAAAGGGUUCCAAUGUAGAUAAAUUAAAUGGAGGCCAAGUCAAGACCACAGCUGAAGAACACUUAUCUCCUCAGCUGUUGGAAGCUUCAAAAUUUUUGCAAAAUGACGGAGCUACUGCCUCAAAUGAUUUUAAAUUGGUUAAUUCGCGUGUUCCUAUAAUUCCAGACCACCUCAAUGCCAAUAAACCAGUGACAAACGGAGCUAACAGCCCCAAGAAUACUUGUACACAUCAGAAAGCAUCAAGAUAUCAAAAACAGUCGUUCAUUGACAGUGUAACAAAGUCCCUUAAUAAUAUAGAUACGGCAUUGCCUAUGCCUACCCCAUCAUGCUUAAAUACACAUCCAAAAGCUGUUGCUGAACAACAGUCAGUAAUAACUGGUUCCACCUCGUCCCUUUCAUCAAGCUCAUUAAAUUCCCUACAGGAUAACGGCGAUUCUAGAGAUAUAAACGAGUUACUAAAUUUUAUCGAGGGUAAUAAAAAGAAAGAUAAAAUUGCUCUUGCUGAAAAGAAAGCAGCUAAGAAAGCUAGACAAAAAAAGAAAAGAGAGGAUGAGAAAAAACGUCAAGAUUUAGAAGCUAAGCGUAAAGAAGAGGAAAGGUUAAGGGAAGAAAGGCGUAAAGAAGAAAAGAUAAAAGAAGAAAAACGAAAAUUAGAAAAACAAGCUUUAGAAUUAGCAAACCAAAAGAAACAUAUGUCAAAAUCUGCCCAGAAAAAAGAAAUGAAACUAGGUCUUCAUACUAGAGUAGAGCAGCAUAACGUUGCCAAUUCAAAUAUAAAAAAGAAGGAUAAAAAAGUAAAAGAUCGUAAGGAAAUCAAAAAACAAAUAGAGGAAAGUAUUCCGGCAAUGGUAACUAUAAAAAGGGUUCCUGAGAAUGGAUGUGCUACACCAACGGUAACAAUUACCUUGAAAGGAUCAACGCCGGAUCAGGACCGCCUUCUGUACACGCUUGUUAAUGGACAAACAAAAGAUUCUACAGCAGCCACAAUCAAAGCAGAAAAGAACGGAAAAAAGAGUAAGACACAAAUCAAAAUAAAACCGCAACACGUAGGCAAUGAUAAGAAGAAGAACGAAAGUAAGAAAUCCGCUAAAGAAAACAGAAGGGCUCCUCAUCAACAGAACGAAUUAAAAGUUACACUAUCCAUUGAAAAAAAUAAUGUACCAUCACCUUCAGCAGUCGAAGAAAACCCUAAAAAAACUCAAAAGUGUAAAAAACAACCAAAAAAGAAAAACGUAGCAAACAAUAAGAGCAAUGAAAAAGACGAGAAAUACGUGAAAAACACUAAAGCCCCUUUUAGUAAGACAAAUACUAACAACAAAUCUAGCGAAGGAAACCUAGAUUUACCAAUUUUGCGCCUGCCACCAGGUAUUACUAUCACUAAGAUCGAUGGUCCGGCUGUAAAUCGCAGUUUUAAAAAUGUUUCAAGCACCAUGGACACGACUCCGAAAUUUUCCUCUUCUAUUGGCUCGAGUGCUUCAGGAAAUAAAUCUGGCGUAAUCGUCGUUGAUACAGAAAAAUUAAUACAACAAUCAUUUUUAGUAAAUGAAAAAAAGAAAUUGAAAAAGAAAAAUAAAAAGGCAAACAAAAACGGUAAUGUAACAGCGUCGAUUAGUAGCUCCAAUGCCUUUCCGCCUACGUCUUCUGUAUCAGUAGAAGGCGCUCCGGGCCAUCCUAAAGAAAACGGUCCGUCAAUGGUAACGUUGAAAAAUCCUAUUUUCCAUUCUCUUCAAUCGGCACUGUCUAACAAAAGCGACAAAUUGGAAUUACAUGCUUUUCCGUCUAAUCAACAAGCGUCGAUUAUAAAAAAUGAAAAUGGAAUGGUAACCAUACGCAGUCCAAGGUUGCAACAGUUUGAAGGAGGAAGUUGUCUGUCUAGUAUUUUGUCUGAUUUGAAACCGGUCAUGGAGACGUCUGAUAAUACUGUUUCCACUUCGUCUUCUUCUUGCUGGAAGCAACAUAAUGACGAUAACGAAAAAAAGUCACCAUUUAAUGCCCAAGCGAUUCUUUCAGGGUUACCUGGCAUUCAAAUUACGAAAAUCGACAAAAACAGUAUUAAAACUGAUUAUGAAUUAAGGAAAAAUAACAAUAACCAACUGGCAGACGUUUCAAUUAUUCCAACGGGUAAUAACAAACUAGCAACGAACGUCAAUAAAACUAGUGUCCCACUUUCUGAUAUAGUACAGCAGGACAGAGCAGACUGGUAUGAUAAUGUUUUUACUCCUAGAGAGGUUUUAGAAGAAGAUUUAGACGCUGCGGAACGUGACAUUGAGGCUUUUAAACGGUUUUGUCAUCAAACUGUUGUUCCUGAGCAUAAAGAGAAAGUUGCUCAUUUAAAUGUUCAGGAUAUAGUGUUCAAAAAAAAAUCUGACCUGUCAUUUUUCUCUUAACGUGGUCCCUAAUACACCUACGUGUAUACCUGUAUAUGUGUAUGUGUUGCUUGUUGUCACCUGUCCCCUAAUAAGAGGAGGAUUUAUCAAUGGAAUAUUUCCACUUUUGAUUAAUUAAUUAAUUAAUUAUUUUGGAACUUAUUCGUGAUGGAUGCAUUAAUUUUUUUUCUGAUUCAGAAGUUAUUGUACAUACAAGUAAUGCAUUCCAAACAAACGUACGAGUGAAACUUAUUUUUUAUCUUAUAUUAAGCUUUUUAUUUAAUUGGUCUUUAUACGUAUACAAUUUUGUUUUUAUUUUAUAACAUUUUAACUCUGACACUUCUUUAUUUUACUGUAGAGCAUUUUACUUAAGUUUAUUAUAUUGAUUUAAUAAAAUAACUUA